AUUUGGUAUAUAUACAUGACAUUAGCACCAUUAGACUCAGUUUUUUCUUUUCUUGAAGAAACGGUUUGGUUUCUUGAUUUUGCAAAUAUGGGAACUUCUCUUCUUCUGCGCUCCCACGAUUGUCUUCGAGGCCGCGAUGCUUUGUCCCUUAAUUCAUCUUCCAUUAGAUCACAAGAAAACCCUAAUCCCAACCCCAUGCCGUACGAGACUCGCCGCCGGAGGCUCUACGUCGGUGAUCACUCCGGGAUGGUGGUGAAGGCCCACGAUACAAACCUCGUCAUGGGCCAAGUCAAGAUCCUCAAGAGAGGCGAGAAGCUGAGCCCCGUGAACACUCGUUCCAGCGAUGAUGGUUUUGAUCUGGAUUUGGGAUCCACGAACCGGUUGGGUCCGGAUCCGAGUUCUGUUCCGGUUCCGGGGUUCCUCGCUCUGAGACGGUGAUGAUGGAUUGAUUGAUCGUAUUGUUAGAUUUCGGCGUCGAUUGAGUGCACGUGAGACCUCACUUGGAUGGUUUGAUCGUUUGAUCUGAUUGCAUGGUCUCGACCAGCGAAUGAUCUGAUUUAUCUUUUUCAAGAGCAUGAUGAUCCUUGGGUGCAAGCGAAUGAAGAUAACAUCGAAGGCGAAAGGGGAAUACUUCCGGUCCGCGAGGCUUUAUUAGGUCACCGUUGGAGACAAGAAAAUAGGUUAUCCUAUUGUAAAUUCCCUUAAGUGUUAUUGAAGUAUACCACAUUAAUCUAGUAAGGUGUCCGCGUGUGUUUUAGUGUUGUGUUGUGUUUUGUGUCUUGGAUUUGUCUAGUUCUGAAACUUGAUAGAAUAAAAAUUCUGGUAUUGGUGACUUCAUGA
This is a messenger RNA of Vigna unguiculata (cowpea), 840 nucleotides long. RefSeq lists its product as uncharacterized. Lineage: Eukaryota; Viridiplantae; Streptophyta; Magnoliopsida; Fabales; Fabaceae. The record is from RefSeq and is a predicted model, not a curated record.